Messenger RNA from Chroicocephalus ridibundus (black-headed gull), 2778 nucleotides. It is a transcript of the gene MAPK15, whose product is annotated as mitogen-activated protein kinase 15. Gene Ontology annotation, biological process: intracellular signal transduction; protein phosphorylation. The record is from RefSeq and is a predicted model, not a curated record. Bases 66 to 1736 code for a protein of 556 amino acids. Gene Ontology annotation, cellular component: cytoplasm; nucleus. NCBI's taxonomy places the organism in Eukaryota, Metazoa, Chordata, Aves, Charadriiformes, Laridae. The transcript has 13 exons. Gene Ontology annotation, molecular function: MAP kinase activity; ATP binding.
UCAACAGCGCGGCCCGGCGCGCUCUGCUGGGGAGGCUGCCCCGCCGGCUGGGCCCGCCGCCCGCCAUGAGCGAGCCGGAGGUGGAGGCGAUCGUCUCCCAGAAGUACGAGAUCAAGAGGCGGCUGGGCAAAGGGGCUUAUGGCAUUGUAUGGAAAGCAGUCGAUCGCAGGACAGGAGAAAUAGUUGCUGUUAAAAAGAUUUUUGAUGCUUUCAGGAACAGAACAGAUGCUCAGAGAACAUUUCGAGAGAUUAUGUUCCUGCAGGAAUUUGGAGAACAUCCAAAUAUUAUCAAGCUGCUUGAUGUUAUCCGAGCUCAGAACGACAAGGACAUCUACCUCAUCUUUGAGUCCAUGGAGACAGAUUUACAUGCUGUGAUUAAGAAGGGGAAUUUGCUGAAAGAUAUCCACAAGUGUUACAUUCUCUAUCAGCUCCUGAAGGCAACUAAAUUCAUCCACUCAGGAAAUGUUAUUCACAGAGAUCAGAAGCCUUCAAAUAUCUUGCUGGAUGCAGACUGCUUUGUUAAACUUUGUGAUUUUGGGCUGGCCCGUUCUUUAUGUCAGAUGAAUGAGGACCAAGGUAACCCUCCUCUAACGGAAUAUGUGGCAACACGCUGGUACCGAGCCCCUGAGAUCUUGCUUUCCUCUCGGAGUUACACUAAAGGUGUAGACAUGUGGAGCAUUGGCUGUAUUCUGGGAGAGCUGCUACUUGGGAAGCCUCUUUUUCCUGGAACAUCAACAGUGAAUCAAAUAGAGCAGAUCCUGAGGGUCAUUCCUGCCCCAUCCCCAGAAGAUAUUUUGGCUAUGCAAUCAGAUUACAGGGCCUCAGUUAUUAACUGCAUGAGUUCCCGGCAGCGAGUAACAUUUGAGGAGAUUUUACCAUCCUCUACUCCAUUGCCUGCCUUGGAUCUUCUGAAGAAACUUUUAGUAUUUAACCCUGAUAAACGACUCACAGCAGAGGAGGCUUUGCAGCAUCCUUAUGUGAAAAGGUUUCACUGUCCUGCCAGGGAGCCCUCUCUGGAUUAUGAUGUGAUUCUUCCUUUAGGUGAUGAUAUCCAGCUGUCUGUGGCAGAAUAUCGAAAUAAACUAUAUGAGAUGAUCCUUGAAAAAAAAUUAAAUAGACAUCCAAAGGAGCAAGUGCAGAGAGAAGGCAUUCACCUAAGUCAGUCUGAAUCUAAGCCACUUCUUCCAAAUUCCAGUUCUGUGACUUUACCUACCAGGAAAGACCAGAGAGAACCAACACCACCUCUUCUAAAAACUUCGCAUGUGCACGCUGGAACUACAACUAGUGUCCAGCCAGAAGUAUCCAGCCGGAGUGAAGAUUUAUGUCAGAGACCAAAGAUCCAUGUGAUAUAUAAUCCCAUAACACACACUACUGUUCAAAGUAAUGCAAAUUCUGGUGCUGUGAUCAGGAACUGUCCUGCACCACCUUCUCAACAGGCCAGAAUCUCCAACAAUAAGAAACCGGGGAGACAAAUCACAUGGGCAAAUGCAAAUGCUCGGCUGCCUCCUACAAGUGUACAGAACCUUUAUAAUAAUUCAAGAAAUAUUCAGUUUCACAGCAAAGAUGUUCGACCCCUUCCGAAGCCCAGUAAAAAGAUGUUCCAGAUUACUGCAAAUAUGGGAGCUGCUGGUGAUCCGAAAGCAUCAAUGGGCAGUUACUCCCAGGCCUAUGGAACCAUAUGUAAAUCUGCACUGCAGAGUCUUCCGAUACCAAAGUCCUCCCAACACGAGCAGUGAAUAUGGAAGUGUUCUAACCAGGUGAAGUACAGCUCAUCUCAUCAGUCCUUAACUGAGCAAGUAAUAGCAAGUGAGAGCAAAAUAUAACAGGCGUUUGACAGGGAAAUGCUUUAUUCAUUGCAAGGAACAAUGUACUACUUUCCUCUAGACAAAACAACGGGAAGGAGAAUCUAAUCCCUUUGCCUUCAAGUCUUACCAGACAAGGGCACAGCACUAUUUGCUCCCAUACCAUGAAAGCAAUUAAUACUGUCAGUUAAUAUUCCUAGUUUGAAUUAUUGCAAAAAAUUACAGAAAACCGCAAUAUUCUGACACUUGAAUGUGUUUAGACAUAUACAGACUAUUCAGGGCCUUUAGACAUAUUCAGACACAUUCAGGGCCCCAGAGAGAGACUUUUUACCAAGGCCUGUAGAGACAAGAAAGGGGUAACAGUUUUAAACGGAAGGAGGGGAGAUUUAGAUGAGAUAUUGGGAAGAAAUUGUUUGCUGUGAGGGCGGUGAGCCCCUGGCCCAGGUUGCCCAGAGAAGCUGUGGCUGCCCCAUCCCUGGAGGGGUUCACGGUCAGGUUGGACGGGGCUUGGAGCAACCUGGGCUGGUGGGAGGUGUCCCUGCCCAGGGCAGGGGGUGGCACUGGGUGGCCUUUAAAGGUCCCUUCCAACCCAUUCUAUGAUUCUGUGAUUCUUUAGCAGUUUCAGGUGCAUUGCUUAAAUGUGGAUAUUUUUUUUGAGCAGAACAGGUAACUAUCUGUUCUCUGAAGACCAAGACAACUAAACUCCUCAUAGAUAAUCUUAAAGCCCUUCAUUUUGUUUUCCUCUAUUUUCUAUGAUUCCUCUGGGGUAAAUUAACAUAAUCAAUGGGGAUUAUUUUCAUUAAAAUCAAGUAGAAAAGCAUUUUAAAUUGAGUUCUGCUACAAUAUUUAGUACCUUACUGACCAUGUAAUUUGUAAUAUUGUAAUAAUAAAUACUUUAUUUCUUUGUCUUUCAGUCAAUGUUUGCUGUGUGUGAAAGGGGGAAAAAUACAGGGGUAUCUUGUUCAAUGAAUAAUGC